This is a messenger RNA of Guyanagaster necrorhizus, 603 nucleotides long. RefSeq lists its product as uncharacterized. Lineage: Eukaryota; Fungi; Basidiomycota; Agaricomycetes; Agaricales; Physalacriaceae. The record is from RefSeq and is a predicted model, not a curated record. The transcript is spliced from 3 exons. The coding region runs from base 1 to 603 and encodes 200 amino acids.
AUGUCCACAACUUCGAUUCGCUACAUCAUCGGCUCACCCAGCUUCACUUCUCGUAUCACAAACCUGAUGCUCUAUAACAUUAUCUGCUCUACCUUCGACGACUUCCCAUAUAUCUUAUCAUACUUUUCCAAACUUAAAAGUGUUGAUUAUGAUGUCCAUUUCUGUGACAUGCCCACCGACAACUGUUUCCAUUGCGGGAUGCAAUACAUGGCAGAUGUAUUUGCAGAGACUUUGGUUAUCGAUGACUCCCCACCUUCACCCCCAGAAACACCACAGACCAUCUCGAUUGAAGACUGCUCUAGCCUGACUAGUUAUCGCUCAGCGGAGAGGAGUGCCCUGUACAAUUGGCCCGUGUCAAUGAUCGCACAUAUCUGCGAACCCUUGGCCUUGUCGCCGUAUCUCCACAGUUCCGGUGCGACACUUAAGCAUAUCGGAUUGGGAUUUGAGACCGAAGAGGCAAUAGAAUUUUCGCCCUUCGCUAGUCAGGCUACCAUAACUCCUUCUGUCACUUCCGAUAGCGUCUAUGAAGAACUGACCUUUGACGUCUCAUCCCCAAUGCUGCGGUUGCCGUAUACGAAGUCAGAACAACAUCCAAAUUCUUAG